This is a messenger RNA of Phytophthora sojae, 654 nucleotides long. RefSeq lists its product as hypothetical. The record is from RefSeq and is a predicted model, not a curated record. The transcript has a single exon. Bases 1 to 654 code for a protein of 217 amino acids. Lineage: Eukaryota; Oomycota; Peronosporomycetes; Peronosporales; Peronosporaceae.
AUGGCUUUCAAUCUCAUGGCUCACAGCGACGUCGACGUCUUCUACAUCACGCUCACAGAGGACGUCACUAACCUCCUCGUGGCAUUUUUUGGGCGGUCAAAUGGGUUUGUGGAGUGCGUGAAAAGAGACCUACCGGAAGUGGGGGACGCUGAAGUUCCCGACAUUUUAGCGCAACCGCAGUUAUACGUGUACGGGCUUAUAUGGGCGAUGCUGAGAGGAGCUACAAUCUUUCGUGGACCUCGGACACGUCAAGAUGUUAUGCGAGCGAUGGCCUCUCGGGAAGAAAAUGGGAAGACAAGCGUGUUUUUCCUCGAUGAUUUUCCGAGCGUUGACCCACUGAAUCGAACGUCUUCUAUCCGCAAGCUACGCUACAUGUUGAACGUGUUUCGAUCGUUUGGGUUAGCGGUGGUCGUGACUGGUGCGUCUGGAGUGAUUCACGAUCUGGUUCGAGUUGCAAUACGUUCUAAAGAAUGUGACGGGUUGUGGUGCGUCGUGUUCCCGUCGAUCCCUAAAUUUCAUGAUCCUUAUGUGGAGAGCAUACCAGGCGAUCUGGGACGGAUUAUCUUGUCAAGUAGACCUCUUUUUGCUGAAUUGGCGGUGGAGUACACGAAGAUGACUCCAUAUCAAUCAGGACAAAUCUGGCAUUCUACUUGA